Molecule: messenger RNA, 10790 nt
Organism: Chelonia mydas (Green sea turtle)
Lineage: Eukaryota; Metazoa; Chordata; Testudines; Cheloniidae
Gene: MSH4
Product: mutS homolog 4
Exons: 19
Coding region: 7227-9521 (764 amino acids)
Biological process (GO): reciprocal meiotic recombination; mismatch repair
Cellular component (GO): nucleus
Molecular function (GO): ATP-dependent DNA damage sensor activity; mismatched DNA binding; ATP binding
Source: RefSeq, a predicted model, not a curated record
UUGUGUGGGCCACUUCCUCUCUCAUUGGAUUCUUCUGGUAUCUGUAUGACACUAAUUCCUUUUUUUUAAAUAUAAAUUGUACUAGGAGGUUGUAAAUAUCUGGACAUAUGUGCAAGUUAAAGGGUGGGUUUCACACCUUUAAAGUUUCUUCAAGUGCUUCAUAUCAAUCUAGACCACCUCCUUUUCAAGUUGGCUCUGAUAAAUUAAAGAGUUUUGUGCCUUAUUUUCCGAUAAAUUAGCAUAUUUGAAGAAAUUGCUACAUUCUGAGUUUCAUCUGAGGUGCUGAGUUGGCAGGACAGGUAUAUACAGUGAGAUGGCAGUACUAAAAGAAAUUGAAUGUUCAUUCUCUGUCUUCAGGUAAGAGAGGCACUGUACAGCAUCUAGACUGGUAUGGAAUAAUUCAAAGGGGGGAGAAAAGUAAGACAUUUUACCUUUAUGUAAGAUGACAAUAGUGAAAUAUGAGGGUGAACAAAGCCAGAAGAUGAUGCUUGACAUUGUAUAAUUUAUGAACCAUCAGUGAAGUGUGUCUUUUAAACAUGCAUGUGUGCAUUUCUUUUUAAAGACCUAUUUUAGCAAUUUUACUUAAAUUAGGUGUCUCAGUGGUCUCAGCACAUGAUUAGGAAUUACUAGACUCCCAUGAACCUCAAGUCUGAAGGCUGACAUAGAGAAUUUAGCCAUUCUUGGCUUCAGAACCCAUGCUAGGGUUGAGGAGACUUGCCAGCACCUUGGAAUUUAUUGAACUAAAAAUGUCUGGUAGCAAGUGUUCACCUAAACAUCCUCAUUCCCACUCAUUACAGGUAGACAAAGAAAAAUCAGUUCAAAUACAAGGACCCAAGUCUAUAUAUCUACAACUAGGCUCAAUGUGGACAGUGGAGACUACAGGAGAUCACAAAAACUAAAGAAAGAAACUAGAUUUCAGAUUUAUUCUAAUCAGUUCAAGAUCAGUGGUCAAUAAACUUUUCAACAUGAUCUGUUCUGAUGAGAAUUCUGACCUGGCUUGCAUAGUUGAGACCUGGUUUAAUGACACACACAGCGCUAUAUGGGUCAAAGUUACACUCCUAUAUGGUCCAGUUUACACCACACACACACCACCCGCACUCAGGCUAGUCUGUGUACCAGCUCUCAAACUUUUUCGUCGUGUGAAUCACAUCUGAACAGAGUAUUUCAUAGACCACUUUCUCUCCUAUUUAGAUUGUGAAUGUGUGGACCACUUCAUCUCUUACUGGUAAUCAAAUAAUAUCCCCGUGGUAAGUACAGCACAUGAUUACCUGGAAAAACAAUGUUUGGAAAUAUUUUUAGUUACUUUUAAUGUGAUUUAGUGACUGGAAAUGACAAAUAGUAGCUUUAUGUGAUCAAUUAGCAACCCACUUGUAACCAACAAGUGCUCUGUAGACCUUGACUAUGCUAGGUGAGAGGUGGCACAACAAGGUUAUUCACGCCUUAGAUGAAGUGGAGAUUCUCUCAGUAAGACAGACUUCUUCAAGUCUAUGGAUACUACUCACUACAGAACAUAAGUGGCACAAAAUGAGAUUGGAAAGCAAUUACCUCCAGCACAAAAAGAUAAUCUCUUUUCUAUAGUUAGCAGAACUAUUCUUGUUAACCAGUUUGUCAAGCUGUACUGUCUUCAGUCAUCCACAGAACCAGCACUUCUUCCUGAGAUUAGCUUUCUACCUAAGUACCACAGUGAUGGUGGGUACUAUUAUCCUUAGAUACCAGGAUAAUAUUGUAUGGUGCUCUAAAAAUGACAAUGUUGCCUUGCAGAUAAGAUUGCUGGGAUCUGGGACAAAGUCUCUGGGCCCCAAGAAUUGGGGUUUAUGCAAAAAGGAGUGCAAAUACAUGUAUCCUUUGUAGAAUUCAGAUUGUUCAUGCAGACAGAAGUUUUCAAAGUUACUGCAGGAUAUCAGCCUGUGACUCUAUCUGUCUCUCAUGGCUGGUGAAAGCAGUCAUGAGACCCUGAACCCCCUGUUGACAGAGAUUCUCAACAUCAUCUUUGGAGAUUGCAAUGUAAUAGCCAACCUGAAAAAGGCUGUUGUCCAACUAGUGCUCAAAAAAAUCUCUUGACAUGAUUUUGCCUGUUCCUGUCCUGUAUAGUAUCAAAUCUGCUAGUUCUGAGCAAGGUUGUUAAGAAGUUUGAGAACAGCUAUUUCUAGCAGCACCUCAAAUCAACCCGCAACUUUGACGCGCACAAUUGGAUUUUGGCCCAGGACAUGGCUCUGGGACAAGGCUGGUCAUAGAUUUGGAUCUUUUUUUUUAGCAGUGGACAGCAAACAUCAGUGCUCAUAUAUCUAGAUAAGUCCACAGCAUUUGACGCGCUUGACUAUGAGGUGUGCUGCGUUGCCUGAGACAUCUAGCAGGAUGGACAAACUUUGCACUAUGUUGGCUCCAGAUCUUCCUCUCAGGCAGAAGAGGGGAUUGUGAUGGGCAUCAGCUUCUCAUUCACAAGGACUUGUAUAGUUCCAGGAGGCUCAGUUCCUUUCUCACAUCCCAUUUGACACAUGUUAAAUCUCUAGGAUAGGUUGUGAACUGCCACAGACUCCAGCUUCAGUAGUCUCCCAAUGAGUCCCAGCUCCGCAUUUCCCUCGUGUAAAACACAGCUUUCCCAUGUCUUCAUGAUCUGAAUUUGCUUCCUCUCUAUUACAGCAGUGCCUCAUACCUUUGCUUACUAAGACUUUCCAGAUAGCACAACAUGAAGCAAUCCACCUUCUAAUCAACAUUGCUCAUCAAAAACACCAUGAUGCUUCAGACACUACAAUGGCAUCUGGUUCAAUAACUAAUGUAAAUUUCUGAUCUUGAUCUUUGAGGCUGUUCGUGGGCUGAGCUGUGCUUCUCAGGGACAAUGGAGUUGUGAUCGCAUCCCGAAUGAAACUCACAAAUGUAGGGGAUUGUGGCUUCUUUCCAGUAGAUCCACUGCUGUGGAACUCCCUUCUGAGAAUGAGCAUAAAUCUUACCAGCUUCAGAACAAAAUAAAACCCAUUUAUUUACAUGAGCUUUCCCACAACAACUUCCUUGAAAUUGAAGAAUAAAUGAAGAUGAUGGAGGAGAGGAAAAAGUAAACAUUGACAUGAACAUCUGCAUACAUUCACAUCACAAAGCAAGUGAGGGAUAUUAGACUUUCAGACUGCUAGGUUUUUGAAUUUUGGGUUGCAUUCAGAUACUACUUGGUCAUGUUAUAAAUACCUAAAUGGGGGGAGUAUUUUUUUAAAAAAAGUUUGCUCUAGUAUCUGGACCAAAAUGUGCCCUUGCACAUACUCUUUUGUAUCAUAUUGAUGUGUAUUAGUUGGCUAACACCCUUCAUCUCAGUGAUGACUUCAGUUCAGAGCUGGUGUAAGGGUUUAGUAUGUGAAGUGCUUUGGAAUCCUUCAGAAUAAAAUAUACUAUAUCUGUAAAAUAAGUAGUAAUAUUACUGUAGCUUUUAUUUAGCUUUUAUUUUGAAUUAGCUUUGAUUUAAACUAUUAUAGUGUACCCAAAUCUGGCGAUAAAUUGAUAAAAGGUUAAUAGCGAAGUGGACAAAAGGGAGAACUGACAGGUUGAUAAAGAGGUUGACUACUGUGAUAGUGAGUUUGACUGAUAAAAGAAAAAAGAUUGAUGAAGAUGUUGCCUUCUAUAAGAGUAUUUGAUUAAAAAAAUGAAAAAGAUUGAUGAGAACACUGUCUGGUACCAAAAAGGCAGAGAAAAGAACUUUCUUUCUAGCAAAGAAUCUAACGUAUUGAUUUUUUGACAGUUCUGGGAUUUAGCAGUAAUUCACUUUCAGUUUCAAAUUGUUUGAUAUCUCAGUAAAUCUCUCUGUGCCAUAAAAGCUACAUACUGCUGAAUUGUUGUAAGUAAAGCUUGAAUGUGAUGUAUCUACCAUAUGCAAGGAUUUUUCUUAGCCUAAUUUGGAGGUCUUUUAAAUUUCAGAAUCACCUUCUAAUUAAUGAAAUAAUGAAAUAAUCACCUUUUAAUUAAUGAAAUUAAUGAAAUAUUUUCUGGAGAGUUGUUUUAUAGUGGCUUCAAACAGGAUUAGGGUCUGUCAAGAACUCUGGUUAGUGGUCACAGUUUUCUUGUUUGCAGUGUUGUAGCUGUGUUGAUCCCAGGAUAUUAGAGAGACAAGGUGGGUAAAAUAUAUUACCUCACCCACAAUUUUCUUGAAAAGAAAGUCAUUAGUAAAUUCUCCAUUAGCUUUUUUCUUUGGAAAUACAUAACAUUAAAUUUGAAACAAACCAUCACAGACACUAAACAAAGCUAUUUAAAUGUGCUUAUGGUUUGCCAUUUGUACCUUUUAAUAAAGAAUACUGUCUAAAUGUAAUAUUCCUAGAAUCAAAUUUGACAAAGAAUAGUAUACAAACUAAACUUCUCUGUGUCUCAGUUUAGUUAAGUGUCUUGUCUAUGGAGCCCUUGUAGCCUACAGCAAUAUUUCUCAGAUGAUGGAGCCAUGCCUUCAGGUGUGUUGCUAGGGGUUGCCUGCUGGUUAGCACUCCAUAGCUGAGAACAACCCACCCCUUGCCACAUAGCAGAAUCCUAUGGCUGUGAAGAUCCAGCAGGAGCAAAAAGAGAGCAAGAAAGUAGCCGCUUGUUCCCCCAAAUAAUCCUCCCCCUUUUUGCUACUGCUGCUCCAUCCCUAAACCCAAUCACAAUGGAGAUUCUCCCCCUUCCCAGUAUUCAGUUCUGGGGCAGGAUAAUACAGGACAUCUAGAAGCUGUGGAACUGGCUUGGUAGCCUCUUGAAGUAGUGCUGUCUGAGAGCUGUGUGAGGGGGCAUGGAAAGGUUGAGAGAAAAGGGAAGCACUCUCAUCAGCCAGCAUCAGCCCCACUCCCAAACCCAGCCCUCCAAGCACCAACAGCUAGAGACCAAAUCCCCCUUACUAUUUCCAGCUCUGCCUAUCCAACAACAGCUCACUAGAAUCCCCAAAAAUCCUUGAGAAUUUUUGCCAUGACCCCAAUCCUACAGUCCUUUUGGGUGGACCACUUAAAAAAACCUGAUGGGGUGGUGUCACAUUCUCUGGUGCAAUCCAGACUAGUGAGGGGUCGUGUCAUUGCCUGCUCUGUCAUCCUGGGUGCCUCACAAUGCUUUACGGGUGUAGCUCCCAACCUGGGCCAUGCACAACCGGGCUACCAGCAUAAAGGUCAUGUGCUGAGUGUCUGUGUAUAGCUGAAGCUUUGACCACAGCAGCUUGCCAGCAAUGCACCAGUCACACAUUGGCUUCUGCAAGCCUUGUUUACUACUUGCAAGGUGACUCCAACACACUCUCAGUCCUGGAUUUUCCCAAAAAUUUGUGUUCUGCAAUGACCAGCCCUCUCCUGGGUAGUUCAGAUAUUAAGGUACAUUGCCCCUGUAAGAAGUCAAUAUUCAAUAGUUUACUUUAGCUGGAAUUACCAAACAGUUCAGUUUUUGGCACUGGAUUGGUUUAGAUUAGAAAUAAAACAAGUUUAUGAACAAAAGAAGAUAGGAUUUUACGUGAAUUCAGGUAUAAGAGAGAGAGUUAGAAAUGGUUACAAGCAAAUAAAAGUGAAAACAUGCAUCUAAAAGUCUAAAACUUAAUUGGUUGAUUCAAGGUUUUGUUUAAGAUGGCCUUUCUCACCCACGGUUUUCCAGCAAGAUUAUGAAUUACCCUUUACUUCAUCAGGAUCUCUCUCAAAGGCCCAAAGCUUCUGGUGCCUUUGUCUUAGGUGAAAAAGAAUGUGAGGUUCUCUACUAGGGUGACCAGACAGCAAGUGUGAAAAACUGGGACAAGGAGUGGGGGGUAAUUGGUGCCUAUAUAAGACAAAGCCCCAAAUAUCGGGACUGUUCCUAUAAAACCGGGGCAUCUGGUCACCCUAUUCUCUACCCCCUUUUUUAUAGACCAGUGAACCUUUGAAGUGGAUUCUUCUGAGGGUUACCCAUCAGAGUAAAGUUUAUUCAAGCAGUAAAAAAAGAAAAAUGGAGUCUGGUGGUGAAGGGGCUCCAUGCCCCUACUUGUGUUUGCUAAAAUUCAAAUUGUUCUGUUUCCUGCCAUCUCUUUCCCCUGCUGACUUAAAGAUUCUGUCUACUACUUAUAUGGAAAUUGAGGCAAAUUCCUGGGUAACAAUUUUUGCCUAGGCAGGGCUAUUUGGUUUUGAACAUGUGCUAAUGACAUCAUAUGGGGGAAUAAUAACUUUCAUAUAACGUUGCUAUAUCCAUAUCACCAUGAUAUUAUUUACCAGUGAGUUAUUUGUUUUCAAAUGAUAUGUUACAAGGCAUAUUUUGUACAAAGAUUAUUACAAUAGCGUGUAGAGUGUGAAUACAUGGGAUGCUUUUGGUCAGGUGGCUAUAGGGGUUCUGAGUGGAAAUAGGUUGAGAACCUCUGGUCUAUAGGAUUAGGCUUCAGGAGAAGUCAGGAGACCUGUAUUCUAAACCAAGCCCUGACACUGAUUUGCAGUCUGAUACUGGGCAAAUCACAUCUUUAAGCCCCAGUUUCCUUAGUGGGAAGAUGGAGAUAAUGAUGUUCGUCAUCUCCUGUGAUGUUUUGAGGUAUAGUUGUCACAACCACACGGCCCCUCCUCUCCGGGGGUCGGCUGGGAAGGCAGAUCAGCACUGCAUGUUGCUAACGCUGUGGCAAACAUUGCAAAGCAUUUUGGGGAGGUUCAAAGGUGUGAGUGUGGAGUGGAAGAUUUCUUUGCAGACUGCGAGAGGCCAAAGUGGGAGGAAAGAAGAAAAGUACGGGUUAACUUGAUGUCCCAGCUAAACCAGAAGAUAAGGAGCUGACUCCAGCUGAAGGCCACUCUGCUACCUGCCAAGACAGAAGGGGGAGAGUCCACCCCCCACCCCCCCCGACCAGCCAUGAGAAAGGAGAGUUGUUGAACGAAAUCACAGGGGCUGCGAAAAGGAGCGAGAUGGCGAAGGCCAACAAGGAAAAAACAUAACGGUCUCACAGCCCUGAAACCAGUGUGUUUUGGGAAAGCUGAAGAAGCCACAGAAGGCCGACUUGGACUGGUACACAGAGCUUGGGGAACAAAGGUCCUGGAAGGAGACUCCCCCAAGAGACCCCAGGGACUUAAAAACCCUCCUGAGAGCUGAGGCAAAUCAGAGAUCAACAGCGGACCCUGGACGACCUGUGCACAGGACAAGAACUCCUGUCCACCCUUCCCCCUCUUCUUCUUACGUUACUCCCAGGCUUGGACAGCCUGGGGUAGUGUGGGUUUACAUCCUCAUCUGCUGUUUCUGCUCAUUUAGUUGCAUCCGUUAUUGUAGCUGUAGUAGAAGGGAGAGGACUUGCCAGAGGUGAAGUAGGAAUGGCUAGUAUUGACUUAAAAAACCCCGAAGUGGUAUUAUCCCAAUUUGCGGACAAUACAACCUAUGCUAAGGUUAUCACAAAACUCAAGAUUUUAACACCAUUAGAAAUAAUAAUGUCAAAUACUGCUUGUGAUACAGGGAAUACAACAAAAUUGUUCAGUUUGAUAACAGAAAAUUUCAAGAACGUGACUUUUACUACUGUCCAAAGAAAAUACUUCAAUGAAACAAAGGGCUUGGAAUAUAUAGAACAGUUGUGUACAUCUGAAUUCAGCACUGUCCUAAUGGAGGUUCAGUCCAAGUAUUACUGUCUAGCAGCUGUUGCAGCUUUGCUAAAAUAUGUUGAAUUUAUUCAAAAUUCAGUUUAUGCUCCUAAGUCACUCAAGGUUUGUUUCCAGGGAAGUGAGCAAACUGCUAUGAUAGAUUCAUCAUCAGCCCAAAAUCUUGAAUUGUUAACUAACAAUAGAGAUUCUCGGAAUGGUCACACUCUUUUUGGCGUUCUAAAUUAUACUAAAACUCCAGGUGGAAGCCGAAGACUUAGGUCUAAUAUCCUGGAGCCUCUGGUUGAUGCUGAAACAAUUAACACAAGAUUGGAUUGUAUUCAGGAACUACUACAGGAUGAGGAGCUCUUUUUUAGUCUUCAGGCAGUGAUUUCAAGAUUCCUGGAUACUGAACAACUUCUUUCAAUUUUAGUACAAAUUCCAAAGCAAGAUACAGUUAAAGCUGCUGAAUCAAAGAUAACUAAUUUAAUCUAUCUGAAACAUACUCUGGAACUUGUGGAUCCUCUAAAGGCUGCUUUGAAAAGCUGCAAGACACAUCUGUUAAAGGCAUAUUACAGUUCUCUGGAAGACAAAAGGUUUGGAAUCAUACUUGAAAAGAUAAAAACUGUCAUUAAUGAUGAUACAAGAUACACAAAAGGAUGCCUGAAUAUGAGGACCCAGAAGUGCUAUGCAGUCAGGCCAAACAUCAAUGAAUUCCUUGAUAUAGCUCGUAGAACAUACACAGAGAUUGUAGAUGACAUAGCAGGAAUGAUAACACAGCUUGCAGAAAAAUACAACCUGCCUUUGAAGAUGAGUUUCAGCUCUGCUCGUGGAUUUUUUAUCCAAAUGAAUGCAGAGUGUGCAGCAUUACCUAAUGGUCAGCUACCUUCAGAAUUUACAAAGAUCACUAAAAUGAAAAAUGCAUAUAGCUUUACUUCAGCAGACUUAAUUAAAAUGAAUGAAAGGUGCCAGGAGUCUUUGAGAGAAAUUUAUCACAUGACCUACUUGAUAGUAUGUAAACUACUGAGUGAAAUUUAUGAACAUAUCCAUUGUCUAUACAAACUCUCUGAUACUGUGUCAAUGUUGGAUAUGUUGCUGUCAUUUGCCCAUGCCUGCACUCUUUCUGACUAUGUUCGUCCAGAAUUUACUGAUACCUUAGCAAUCAAGCAGGGGUGGCAUCCCAUUCUUGAAAAAAUAUCUGUGGAAAAACCUGUUUCUAAUAACACUUACAUCACAGAAGGCAGCAAUUUUAUCAUUAUUACAGGACCAAAUAUGAGUGGAAAAUCAACUUACCUGAAACAGAUUGCUCUCUGUCAAAUUAUGGCACAGAUUGGUUCUUAUGUCCCAGCAGAAUAUUCUUCUUUUAGAAUUGCUGAGCAAAUUUUCACUAGAAUUGGUAUGGAUGAUGAUAUAGAAACAAAUUCAUCAACAUUCAUGAAGGAAAUGAAAGAGAUAACGUAUAUCAUACAAAAUGCUAAUGACAAAUCACUCAUCAUAAUUGAUGAACUUGGCAGAGGUACCAGUACUGAAGAAGGUAUUGGCAUUUGUUAUUCAGUGUGUGAAUAUCUACUGAGUCUGAAGGCAUUUACUCUGUUUGCUACACAUUUCCUGGAACUGUGUCAUAUAGAUGCUUUAUAUCCCAAUGUGGAAAACAACCAUUUUGAAGUACAACAUGUGAGAAAUAGUGCUGGAAAUAAGGAAAAAAUUACUUAUACUUACAUACUUUCGAAAGGACACACAGAGGAAAAAAACUAUGGAUUAAAAGCUGCAGAAGUUUCUUCUCUACCACCAUCAGUAAUUUUGGAUGCAAAGGAGAUCACAACUCAUAUUGCUAGACAAAUUUUGCAAAAGCAAAGAACCACUCCUGAGACAUUAAGACAGAGGGCUGUAUACCAUCUAGCAACAAGGCUGGUUCAGACUGCAAGGAACUCUCGAUUGGAUGCAGACAGUUUGCGAAUAUUCUUGAAAGGCCUGAAAAAAAAGUAUGAAGCUGAUUGUCCUGUGUCUGGACAAGCACAAACUGAAGAUGGACAGUAAUUUAUAGCUUACAUUGAUGGACUAAUUUAUUUGGUGAGGGCCUGAAUAUUAAUUUUCUGUAUCACUGACGUAUUUUUUUUUAUUUUUUAAAAUAGUUGAUUCUCAUCAUAAAUUAUAUUCACUACUGAAGCACCACAUUUACUAUAUGUGGGUAUAAAUAGUUAUUCCUCUGAAGAAUUUUUUUGGAGCAAAUUUUAAACAGAAGCAUUUAUUUUGUAUAAAUAGUAUAACUAUGAAAGAUUUUUUUUUCCAUAAGACUCUUGAUAUGUGCUUUUUCUGAAGAGAUUGAGGGCAGGAGGCCCCACUCCAUUUUGCUAGAGACUGGUGGAUACACUACUCCAAACCUUCUCUAGCAACAGAGAGUGGUUUAUUUCAAAAUAGAAAAUUAACCCUUUUACAGAGUCUGUCAGUACAUCUUUCCACCCCCUGGAGCUGGAUUAAAUCCUUUUAAAAUGCAUGGCCCCAGUAUGGAGAGAAGGAAUGGACCAAACCAAAGAAAGGGAGUUGUGGUAGGCAGACAACUUAUUUGCUCUUCCUGGAUAUAACUCCCUGGCAAAUAAGGAGGUGUUGUUUUGGCCUUCCACCAAAUGACACCUGUCUGUGGAACAGGUCAGUCAACAGACUGCAAAGCCAGCAUCCUUGGCCUUUUUUACAGAAAAUUGCACAUACAUUGACAUGGUUAAGCCUUUAGCAUAACUGAUGCCUGAACAUUAAAGGAAUGUCAUGAACAUUAAAACUACAUUUGACUGAACAUGCUUUUCAUGUACCACAGCUACAGGUGACGUCUAAGAUUACUUCUUUAUAAUUAUGACAAAGACUGGAGAAAGUAUUAUUUCAGCUCUGUCUUUUCGGUUUGUUUUUUUUGCACACUUGAGAACACUUCAGUUGUUUCACUCAUAUGUAGAUGGCUAGUUUCUCUGUCUAGUCUCAUGCAGUGAUAUAUAUACACAUCACCUACUAGCCAGAGGCAGGGCAUUUACCACACCUCUGGAAAUAAUUUUGGCUUAAGGUGGCCAAAUUGAAGGUCCAGUCACGUCUCUGAGUUGGGGCCAGUGAGGAUCUCCCUCCAUCUCAGUGGGAGCUCCAGGAGGGAUUCCCUUUAAUCUUGUGCCCAUCUUCUCUUUAAGUAACCAUGUGGGGGCACAGUCUAGCCCAGGAGCGGGCAAACCUUUUGGCCUGAGGGCCACAUUGGAUUUUCAAAAUUGUAUGGAGGGCCAGUUAGGGGAGGCUGUGUCUCCCCAAACAGCCAGGUAUGGCCCUGCCCCCACC